This is a messenger RNA of Clonostachys rhizophaga, 1773 nucleotides long. The record is from the annotation of a GenBank genome assembly. Lineage: Eukaryota; Fungi; Ascomycota; Sordariomycetes; Hypocreales; Bionectriaceae.
AUGGCGUCCAUUCCCCGAGCCGAGUUAGAUGCUCCGCCACAGGCUAGAUCUGAGGCAGGGAGCCAACCCCAGCCUCACGACGCCAGGCAACUCUUUGGACCGCCGGCCGCGGCAUACAACGGCCCCUCCCAGCUUGAUGUCCUGACGCCGAAUGAAGGACAUCUACUUCGCAAACCAGACGGGACGGCGCGGUACUUUGGAGAGUCGUCAGGAGCAAACUUUCUCAAUCACGUCAAAGAAUUCAUGGUGACUCUUCAGCCCCUUGUCACAGGCGUAGCAGUGCAUGAGGGUGUUUCAAAUGGGGGCACAAUGAUCUUAAGGAGCCUUGGGUCGUAUCAGACGCACGACUCACGACCUCUAGGCUUGCUUUCCGUAGACUCAUUGUGGCUACCUACCCGCACCGAGACGACACUGCUCCUCACCGAGUUUCGGUACUUUUUGCAGGACGGGAAUAGCGACUUUCCUAGCGGCAGUAUCUUCUACUGGGGCCAUGUGCCUGUGAUACCGCGAGACCCUGACCGGGCCGACCUCGAGUCGAACGGGCAGCUCGCCCUCCUCCAUAUGCUCUUUGCAAUCUCCGUGAGACUUGGCAGUGGUGCUGGGUGGGAGGAGCAGGGGCAUCGAACCAGCCGUGCUUUCUACUCCAGAGCCCGAUCACUGCUAGGCAACCCGCUCGACAUGAUGGCCUCCUCAGAAAGCGAAGUCCCCGUUCUGCUGCUCAUUGCUCUGUACUUCUUAGAGAUCAAUCGCCGUGACGCUGCGUACAUGACUGUAAGCGCGACACUGCAUCUGGCGGUCAUUUACGGGGCGCAUACUACAUGGGACUGUGACGAGGAGAAGAAGAGAAUGUUCUGGACGGCUUUUAUCUUGGACACGUGGCUCUCAUCUUGGCUAGGUCGACCUCCUUCCAUGACUGAGACAGCCAUCCGUAUCCAGCUACCACAGCACGUAGUCGGGCUGCCCGACCCAGCCGGACUUGCUGCUCAUAUCAAACUGGCACGAAUCUCUCGUUAUGUGACAUUUGAGAUUUACCGUAUUGCCCCGUCAGACCAGUCUGCAGCAACUACUCCGCAACAUGUCGAGAAAGCCCUGGAGAUGUUACACGAUUGGAAUGCCUCUCUCCCGCGGAAGUUGUAUCUCGACUAUGAGAACUUGACCCAAGACAGAGCCUGCUGCGUUUUACAUCUGGCAUUUAAUCAGGAAAUCAUCCUCACCACGCGGCCAAUUUUCUUCAUCGCAGUCAAGAAAGCCGUCGCAGACCGCUACAUAUCGUCCCAGACGUCCCAGUUGCCUCAGUUACCCCAGCAGAGCAUAGACGAUCAUCCACACGCAAAUAUAAUCCGGCAGAUCGUCACAACUGCCCGCAACAAUCUGCGCCUCGGCCGCUGGAUCCGCAAUCUCAGCCCCAGGCAACGGCUCCUGCACAAUGAAGCCCACGCCGUCUUCAACGCCACCGUCAUCAUCCUUCUGCAGCAGCUCGCCUUUGCGAACACACCAAUGAACGACCAGGACAAGGACGAGAUACAUAUGGCCAUUGAGACAUUCGAGAGGGAGGCAGCCUCGGGGAACAACUUUGGCCUGGACUGUGCGAGGGUUCUGCAGGACUUGACCUUCCUGGAAUCCUGGUCCAUCGGGUUCAUGACCAGACGGAGACGCCUACCACUCGAGCGCAUACACAGUCCUUUUAUGACAAUCUGGAAUCCGAUAGUGAUGUGCCAGCAAUGCCUAUAUUGGCGGAGAACGAGAUUGAUUUUCUUCAUAGCGAGCUUCAGG